AUGGGCUUCGGCGCAACGAAGGAGUUGAGGCGGUUGCCGCCCGCAGAUGUGGAUACCUCCUUGGGAAGUCAGCCGCUGAAGCUCGAGGGUGCCUUGGUGAAGAACUUGGAGGGAACGCCCGUGCUGCGGAUGCCUGGAAAGUAUAAGUACAUAAAAGAGCCAGGGGCAGUCGUGAUGGAUGACUGCCAGGGAAUUGGCGGAGGUGGAGGCACUGCAGCAUCCGUUGGCGUGUUGAUUUUGUUCUGUGCGGCACGGACGGACAAGCUAACCGUCUCUUACCUUCAGAACUCCACCGGUGCGAUUUACGCCAAGUCCAUGACAGACAGGGAGCUCCUGGAGUCUAAAGAGGCCGCGGGCAUAUCUGUGUCGUGGGGCCAUUUUUUCAAGUCCCUUGCGUCCGACGUGUUGAAGAGUAAAGCCGUUGUGAAAUCUUCCAAGCUCAACACGAAGGAUGUCUGCUUUCAGAUAGUUAACAGCAAGGAGCCGAAUGUGAAGUACGAUUACGCGUGGGAGCUUGUGAUGGUCUCCGGUACUGGGCCCGCCGCGGAUCAGCGGGCGACGUUUGAGUAUUUUGUUGAACCCAUGACAUGCAUGCUGCAGGUCCGCCGGCGUGCUUCGGCGGAGACAACCCGAGGCAACACCAUGGAAAGAUUGGAGUGCGACUACGCUGUAAAAAUGGCACAUUUACGACAGUGCAAUGCGAAAGUAGAAGAAAUGCUGAAAACGGUGAAGCCACUGCGGGAAGAGGCUUCCAUUACAUCUGCGAAAACGAUGAAUUUGUCGCUUGAAGCAAAGUCCCUUGAGAGAAAACUCUACAUGCUAUGUAGUGGACAAGUUCAUAAACACCCACUCGAUAUACUCUAUGAGAGGGGCGGGGCGCAGUACUUCCGGCACGUUCAACAGGCUGAAGAUUAUUACCCCAUUGAAGAAAAGGUGGAUCAGGGGAUUUUGGCAUGCAUCCGGGCUGCGUUCCCUCUUGCCUCAGGCGUCACCCUCGACGGCAUUGGCUCUGUUUUAGAUCGCGCCGAGCUGCGGUCACAGCUCAGUGAUUCAUCCCAUCAGUUGGUGAGGGAAAUGUUUGACAUCUUUACUGGUGUGGAUAGAUGGGACUACGAUACCAUUCAGCUGGAGCUUCUCACGGGCGGUAGCGCCCUGUUCUUUACAACCUACAUGCUUCUUUACAAACUUGACCUUGUUGCGCACUUCCGGCUUGACGACGCCGUGCUGCAGCGGUUCCUUCUCGGCGUCCAGGCCGGGUAUCACCCCAACCCGUACCACAACUCCAUGCAUGCCGCUGAUGUGACACACAUUAAUUACUACAUCAUGAUGUUAGCUGGCCUGAAGGAAAAGUGCCAGUUAAGCAAGGAGGAGGUGCUAGCAGGCGUGCUUGCCGGAGCCGUCCACGACUUCGAUCAUCCCGGCCUGAACAAUAACUUUCAUACCAGGACGAAUGCCUACCUGAGCACGCUAUACAAUGAUCGAUCUAUCCUUGAAAACCAUCAUGUGGCUUGCGUUUUUGAACUCAUACUAAAUCCCACCUACAACGUGUUCGCUCCGCUCAGCAGGGAGCAAAUGCAGGUGGUGCGGGAAACAAUGAUAGAGAUGGUUUUGGCUACGGAUAUGGGAAAUCAUGGACGUAUUUUUAAGCGAUUUCAGCUACGCAUGACUGAGACCAACGAUUGGCACAGCUCCAAGGAAGAUGUUCGUUUAGCACUAUCCAUAAGCGUAAAAAUGGCUGACAUCUCCAACUGUGCCAGGCCAAACUACAUCUAUGCUGAAUGGGCACGUCUUAUUUCACGCGAGUUUUUUAAUCAGGGGGAUGCAGAAGCGGCGUGCGGACUCCCUAUCUCUCCAUUCAUGGACCGCACAAAGGAGGUGGUGGACUUCCCCAAGGGUCAAAUAUCUUUUAUGAUGUACAUUGUAGUGCCUAUGGUGGAGGCGCUCUCGGAGUUCCUUCCGUCACUCCGCUUUGCGCUGCAGCACUGCAGCGAAAAUAAAGAAGCGUGGCAGAAUUACCAGAAGGAGCAUAGUUGA
This is a messenger RNA of Trypanosoma conorhini, 2034 nucleotides long. Its product is annotated as cAMP-phosphodiesterase D. The transcript has a single exon. The coding region runs from base 1 to 2034 and encodes 677 amino acids. NCBI's taxonomy places the organism in Eukaryota, Euglenozoa, Kinetoplastea, Trypanosomatida, Trypanosomatidae. The record is from RefSeq and is a predicted model, not a curated record. Gene Ontology annotation, molecular function: 3',5'-cyclic-nucleotide phosphodiesterase activity. Gene Ontology annotation, biological process: signal transduction.